Molecule: messenger RNA, 872 nt
Organism: Folsomia candida
Lineage: Eukaryota; Metazoa; Arthropoda; Collembola; Entomobryomorpha; Isotomidae
Exons: 4
Coding region: 110-802 (230 amino acids)
Source: RefSeq, a predicted model, not a curated record
AGUUCCGGCCUGACCUGAGUGACCUGCUUACAGCGAAGUGAAGCAGGGGCAAAGGCCGAGAUUUUUUGCAUUAUUUUUAAUAACGAAGGUUUGAAAAUAAUAUUUAAAAAUGCAGCAAACGCAGAAAACUUAUUCUAAGCUGGAAAGCAUUCCUGUCCAGAAACUCAAAAUUGGAGGCGAGGACGUCGUGGCACCAUUAAUAUUUGAGAGAUAUGGGUUUCUGUGGCUAAUCCUUGCGUUGUGUGUAACCCUCGCCUUUGCAUGGGUCAUGUGCAUGACCCAAUUUUCGCUAUCGUUAAGGAAUCAGAAGGACUGUGGUGUCCGAUACCCGAGUCGUGAGGAGUUUGAGAAGUUUUCGGACCAUGCAGAAUCGUCACGCGACGGACUGGACGUUGGCUCUCCGGAUCCCGGCGCUGUAUUAGAAAAACUUGAAGAAAACGAUGUCAUCACCGGCGACGCGUGGACGGCCUGGUCCACCGCAAAGGACACGCCUGCCAGACCCAUCUGCAAAGUUGAUGAUGGCGUGGAAAACAAGGGCUUGGAUAAAGUUUUGCAAAAAAUUCAUAUUCGCCGAAUGUGGCAAAAGGACCCGCCCGUAAUUAAUGUCACUUUAGCGUGCGGUGUUCCACAGGGAUUCAAAUUAACAGGUUUGGUUGCUCUGGCGCACGAUAAUAAUGGCACCGGGGCGAAGUGCAUUGUUAAAAGUGGACCCGGGGAUGCUAUAACGGUGACCCAUUUGUCACAGGAACAUAGGGGAAUCAAUUCAUAUAUUUUGGUUAUUGGGAGAAAUGUAGUUAUUUAGGAGGAUACGGUAAUUGUCGGAAACACGAACUAUUAAAAACUAGAAAUACAUAGAAAUCAUGCAUAAAAUA